Messenger RNA from Morus notabilis, 946 nucleotides. Its product is annotated as ethylene-responsive transcription factor ERF003. Gene Ontology annotation, molecular function: DNA-binding transcription factor activity; DNA binding. The transcript is spliced from 2 exons. Gene Ontology annotation, biological process: regulation of DNA-templated transcription. The record is from RefSeq and is a predicted model, not a curated record. Bases 107 to 694 code for a protein of 195 amino acids. Lineage: Eukaryota; Viridiplantae; Streptophyta; Magnoliopsida; Rosales; Moraceae.
AACUACAGUCACCUCUUCUCUGCAAAACACAAAACUCUCUCAGACAAUAAAGCAAACAACUUGAAUCAUUUCUCAAGUUCUCGAAACGUUUCUCUCUCCCACCGCCAUGGCUAGGCCUCAACAGCGGUACCGAGGCGUGCGCCAGAGACAUUGGGGCUCUUGGGUCUCCGAGAUUCGCCACCCUUUACUGAAGACGAGAAUUUGGCUGGGCACGUUCGAAACGGCGGAGGAUGCAGCAAGAGCGUAUGAUCAAGCGGCUAGGAUCAUGUGUGGGCCAAAAGCACGUACCAACUUUCCCUACAAUCCCAAUGAGCCUCAUUCAAGCUCAUCCAAUAAGCUUCUCUCGGAUACUCUAAAAGCCAAGCUUCAAAAAUGCAACGUAGCUUCUCUUCAAAUGGCAAAACAACCUGUUUUAAGCGAGCCCCACGUGGCGCAAUACCGCAGCGCCACGCCGGUCUCCACUUCUAGCGCCGGCAUUGCCGGAAACAGAGGCAUGGCGGGCUUCGAGUGGCCGGAAAAGAGAGGCGGCGUCGUGGAUUGGCCUGAGGGGAAUUGGGUUGGUGGCAAUGGUCAAGGGGAGAUAAGUAGUACUAAUCAACAGUUGAUCAAGCCACUUGAGGAUGAUCACAUAGAGCAAAUGAUUGAGGAGUUGCUUGAUUAUAGCUACAUUGAACUCUGCCCUGGUGUGCCAUGAGAUAUAAAGCUAUAUAUAUGUGAUCAUCACCACAUGAUGAGUUUGGUCAAAUCACAGCCGUUCAUGUGUCAUGUUUGUGUGAUUAAACCAAACAUCCAUGUCAUGUGGUGAUCAUAUCAUACCCUUUUGAUUGGCUCUUAGUCCUCCUCUUGUAUGUUCAAAUUGCAUCUUUUUUUCUUUCUUUCUUUUUAUUGGUCAUAGCUAGCUAGCUAGCUUAUUAGCUAUAUGGAAUAAAGGUAGAUGAGUUUUACA